AUGUCUUCUGGAACGCGGCUGUUCCCACAGAAAAAGGUUUCUUCUGUAGGGGUCGUUUUACAAAGUGGAAGAGGAGUCAGUGUUGGCCCUAUCCUGAAUGCUAUGAAGCUGAAAGCUCUUCUUCUUUCUGAUGGGAACUCCACUCGCAACUGGAAAGCCUUAGAUCUCUCCAAUAGUAGCAUCAGGAAGAUAGAGCUCUCCCUCGGCGAAGUUGCCGCUCUAGAUUUUGAAUGUCUGAAGCACCUUGACUUGGGUGGAAACCUGCUGGUCUCUCUAGAUGGGCACUCGUUACCGUUCCCCCAUCUGCAAACACUCCGAGCUAGCAACUGCCGCAUCAGCACCGUCACAAACUUUGGCUCCCAUUUCCGACUUCUUCAGUUGGAUAUUAGCGGCAACCACAUAACAGACAUAAUAGGUUUGUCCAAUACCCCCCUACGCUUUACACUGCGUGAGCUGAAUCUCGCUAGGAACCAAAUAAGCGAAUUUAAAGGCCUCGCUCCAUUGAGCACGUUCGAGUCCCUCGAGACAUUGGAUUUAAGACAGAACCCUCUAUGUAAUUUUGGUAACGUUGCUGAGGGCUUCGCGCUGAUUUGUUGCACAAGUCUUAGACAACUUAACGGACACACAGUUUCACCAACAGUGCGCAAGGCGGUAGACUCUUGGGCGGUGGGUGAAGCGUGUGGCCGCGCCACGGUGGCAACUGUGGAAGCUUUCCGGGAAAUCCUUCAAUAUCCACAAGGUGCUUCCGUCUUUUGCUCCACUAGUCGAUCCCUGUUGGUAGGACGCUUGAACAAAGUGCGAAGUGUCGGUGCCGUCUCCAAGCUACCGUACACCAGAACAGCCGAUUCCACCGCAAAUUCCGAUGCCGACUGUGUUGACGCCGUAAAUCGCAAGGACCAUGUUCCGAGCAAAGAGGAGUGUCGGUGUGUCCACUCACAUUCCCGUUUGCAUACGGAGCUGAACAAAGAAUUUCGCAUGGUCAUGAAGCUGUCACUGUCUUCUUCAGUGCAGACGACUGCGGAUGAGUUACAGGGAAGACCCGUUGGCAUUGCUUGUUCGUUAUCGGACGCUCAGAUAGGGUCACGCGCGUGCGCAACCCAGCAGAGCGAAGAAACAACAGAGGAGGCUCAGGCAUGCUCUGUCAGAGACUGCAGCCAACGAAAGUGUCAGUGUGAUGACUUGUCUGAUACUCGAGAUGGCGCUCCUUUGCUUGCGCAUCACAAGGAGGAUUUGAUAAAAACGACAAGCCCUGGACGCAACUGUGCUUCUGCGGAUGCCUUCAGAAGUUGCAUAGGUCAAGAAACACCAGUUGGAUGUAUCCGCCCUCUGGAACUUCCAAGAAACAGUACAUCUUCAUAG
Eimeria maxima is the source of this 1359-nucleotide messenger RNA. RefSeq names its product leucine rich repeat protein, putative. The record is from RefSeq and is a predicted model, not a curated record. NCBI's taxonomy places the organism in Eukaryota, Apicomplexa, Conoidasida, Eucoccidiorida, Eimeriidae. Bases 1 to 1359 code for a protein of 452 amino acids. Gene Ontology annotation, molecular function: protein binding. The transcript has 6 exons. Gene Ontology annotation, cellular component: cytoplasm.